AUGUCAGGUGAGCCGGAUACGUCGGAGGUAGCACUGAGGAUACAAAUGCUUGGGAGACUCCUCGCCGACGACUCAUUCUUGGACGCUGAGAUCAAGAAGGAGAUCAAAAAGUAUGACGACGAUGGUAAUCUCAAGAUCGAUAGAGUAGAGUUCCAGAAAAUGCUGAACUGCUAUCUAGUGACGUUGAGCGAAGAAGGAAGUUCAGAGAAGUUUGACGAUAUUGACAAGGACGGGUCUGGAUUUAUCGAAAUAAGCGAGCUUAAACAGGUUCUCCGAAAGCAAAUAGUGCAGGAGGUAGACAAACUGAAGCUCCAGAACGGAACAAUAUUUGACUGUUAA
Molecule: messenger RNA, 339 nt
Organism: Bolinopsis microptera
Lineage: Eukaryota; Metazoa; Ctenophora; Tentaculata; Lobata; Bolinopsidae
Product: squidulin-like
Exons: 1
Coding region: 1-339 (112 amino acids)
Molecular function (GO): calcium ion binding
Source: RefSeq, a predicted model, not a curated record